This is a messenger RNA of Miscanthus lutarioriparius, 1890 nucleotides long. The record is from the annotation of a GenBank genome assembly. Lineage: Eukaryota; Viridiplantae; Streptophyta; Magnoliopsida; Poales; Poaceae.
AUGAUGGCGAUCUCGAUGUUCCGGGUAAAGCUAAUUAUUAUUAAUUUCACAUGCAUGCAGGUCAAAGUAAGUGGUUCGCUCUAUUUGCCCUGGGUCCUAGUCAAAUCAGGCCAGAGGACGACGACCGACUCAAAAUUCAUAGCAAUGGUUCGUGUAAAAGCGCCACCAUCGGAACAUGGUAGCAAUGCAACCCCCAUACACCUAGUUGUGGUGCUAGAUGUCUGGGGUACAACGGGCCAGCAGCUGGCAGCAGGACCAAUUAGGUUACUGGAUCUGCUGAAGACGAUGGAGUUCAUGAGAGGAGUGGUCUGUAGAGAGGACGCGGCAAAAGGCCUGAUUGACGUCGUUGAUGCAUUCAAUGUUCAGACGGAGACGACCAUUGAUAAUUGGAUAGCCGAAGCUAGAAAGCGGGUACACGCCGUUCAGAUCCUGGACAGUACGAGUGAACAAAGUCCUGGUGGCGUGAAGCGUGUUGGCUUCAUCCUUCUCCUGUCGGAUGGACGACAGAACAAGCUUCUGUUUGACGAGUCUGAUGUCAAAAACCUCCGUCGCAAGUACCCGGUGCACGCCUUCGGCUUGGGAAUGAAUCAUGACCCAGGGAUGCUGCAUCGUAUCGCCGAAACAUCCAGAGGAACCUACUCCUCCAUUGCGCCUGCGCAUGCGGAGAAUCAGAAUAAUCUCAACAACAGCAGCAAGCUGAUGGAAGCCGUGGCCUUGUGCUUAGGCGGGCUCAAGAGUGUUGUGGCCAUCAACACGCGCGUCAAAAUCAGGGUAAAGCUCGACGACCCAAACCCAAACGAGAACAAUGUGAACAAUAAAAGCAUCAACAUGAAGAUCCAACAGGGGGCCCACGACUUUAUCACCAAGACGAAGGAAGGUUUUGCUGUCGGCGUCCUCUACGCUGGUGAGGUGAAGGACUUGAUCGUCCAGAUUAAUUUUAGAACCAACCCCAUUAGUUCACGAACCCGAUCAGCUACUCUUACUGCUACCGUGGAGUAUGAGGAUAGUUCUGCUAGUUCACACAACCAGGCAGAGGCAGCAGCAGCUGCUGCUGCUAGUACUACUACUCUUACCGCCGAAUGCAACCUGCCGCUCCUAGUCACGGGAACCAGUAAUGAGGCUGCCAGGACAGCGUACGGGAAGUUGAAACAAUCGCUUCCUAAUUCCAUGGUCCUGCAAAGGAUGAUCAUGUUGGAGGUGCUGGAAAUGCUGGCCAGCUUUGCAGAGGAAUACUCGAUGACGAAGAAGAAGGAGGAGGUGGGAGGCCUGCUGCGGAGGAAGUGGGAAGAGGAGCGAAAGAAGACACGAAAUUAUCUGGAGGUGGCCCAGGAGAUGAGUGACCUCAUCGACGACCUGCGGAGGAUCGACGAUGACAUGGAGGCGAUGGCGAAGUGCCUGCAGAAAGAGGGGGUCUCCUCGGGGUUGAGCUGCAUCUACUCGUGGGUGUCGAGCUACCAGAUGCAGCGUGCCACCACGGGCCUGCCACUGCCACCGCCGGCACCAGCAACCCCCCCGUUCCUGACGCCAGACAUGGGGAAAAUGGUGGAAAAGGCAAGGAAUUAUAAGCAGCAGCCGCCUGUCCAGGAAGACGGGGCGGGGGCCUCCUCCUCUUCAUCGUCUAGGGGCAACAAGUCGCCACCACCCCCGGCGCCACCCAGCACCACCCGGGACAACGACAUCAAGCCUAAGCACCCUGCCGUCACACAGCUGCACCAGCACAUCUUCACAGAGUUGGAUCAUUACGCAGGCGUUGAGCAACAGUUUAAGGACAGUCACUUCGAAUUCAUGAAGGGCGCAAUGUUGAAGGAAUUCGAAAAAAUGAUCGACAAGUACAAGCCGGAGACCACUACUUCCGGCAGCGGCAAAGAGGCAGGCGCGCGUCCCAAGUGA